Molecule: messenger RNA, 7003 nt
Organism: Sphaerodactylus townsendi
Lineage: Eukaryota; Metazoa; Chordata; Lepidosauria; Squamata; Sphaerodactylidae
Gene: WWC2
Product: WW and C2 domain containing 2
Exons: 23
Coding region: 263-3826 (1187 amino acids)
Biological process (GO): cell migration; regulation of hippo signaling; negative regulation of organ growth
Cellular component (GO): cytoplasm
Molecular function (GO): kinase binding; molecular adaptor activity
Source: RefSeq, a predicted model, not a curated record
CCCCCCGGAUCGGAACCCAGGCAGCGGCUCGGACCCCCCCCCCCUGCGGCUGCCACGGGUUAAGGGCAGAAGGCGGAGGCUGCUGUCCAGACAUGGUGGACUGAAACUCCGGAGGGUUUCCUGAGCCAUUGCAAGAGUCUGCCCCCCCCCCCCCGCUCCACCGGGGAGGAAGGAGAAGGGGGGGAACCGCUCUCCUUUCCCGCUUCCCUCCUUUCUUUCUGCCUUUCUGUCCCUAUGGAGCAGCGAUCCCCCACCCUCGACCAUGCCUAGGAAAGUGGGGAACGGGCAACUGCCCUUACCCGAAGGCUGGGAGGAGGCGCGGGAUUACGAUGGCAAAGUCUUCUACAUCGACCACAACACCAAGAAGACCAGCUGGAUCGACCCCCGGGACAGGUUAACAAAGCCAUUAUCCUUUGCAGACUGUGUUGGAGAUGAGCUACCAUGGGGAUGGGAAGCUGCAUAUGACCCUCAGAUUGGUGUCUACUAUAUCGACCACAUAAACCAAACGACACAGAUAGAAGAUCCAAGAAAACAAUGGAGACAAGAGCAGGAGAAAAUGUUAAAAGAUUAUCUUACUGUAGCACAAGAUGCCCUAAGCACUCAAAAAGAACUAUAUCAUAUUAAAGAACAGAGACUGGCACUCGCUUUGGAUGAGUAUUUGAGGUUGAAUGAUGCCUACAAGGAGAAGUCAAGCUCCCACACAAGCUUAUUCUCAAGCUCCUCUUCUAGCACUAAGUAUGACCCCGACAUUCUGAAGGCGGAUAUCUCCACUACAAGAUUAAGGGUUAAAAAGCUGAAGAGAGAACUCUCACAAAUGAAGCAAGAAUUACUGUAUAAAGAGCAAGGCUUUGAAACGCUGCAACAAAUUGACCAAAAAAUGUCCGGAGGCCAGAGUGGGUAUGAACUAAGUGAAGCCAAAGCCAUAAUGAAUGAGCUGAAGUCUAUCAGAAAGGCCAUAAGCUCAGGCGAGAAAGAGAAGCAAGAUUUAAUGCAGAGUCUUGCAAAGCUGAGAGAAAAAUUCCUCUUCGACCAAACUAUUGGCAGAUCUGAACCAGAUCUGAGUUGCAGCCCAGCACAUUCUCAGCUCUCCCUGUCUAGGCAGACUUUGGAUGCAGGUUCACAGACAGACAUUUCUGGUGAUGUUGGCGUCAGAAGUAGGUCCAAUUUAGCUGAAAAGGUCAGGCUCAGUCUUCAAUAUGAAGAAGCCAAAAGAAGCAUGGCCAACCUCAAGAUUGAACUGUCUAAGUUAGAAAGCGAAGCUUGGCCUGGGGCCCUGGAUAUUGAGAAGGAAAAGCUAAUGCUGAUUAAUGAAAAGGAAGAGCUUCUAAAAGAACUUCAAUUUGUCACCCCAUGUAAACGCACUCAAGAUGAAUUGGAGCAUCUGGAAACAGAAAGGAAAAGACUGGAAGAGGAGCUGUCUGUGAAAAGCACACCUAGUGAUGCACUUACAGAACGGUUAAAACUGGAAGAGAGAAGGAAGACCUUGGUUAAAAAACUUGAAGAAACCACUAAAUUAACUACUUAUUUGCAUUUGCAGCUUAAAAGUCUCUCUGCCAGCACCUUAUCGGUCUCUUCGGGGAGCAGCCUGGGGUCUCUGGCAUCCAGUCAUGGGUCUCUGAACACAUCUAGCAGGGGAUCACUGAAUUCCCUUAGCUCUACAGACCUCUAUUAUAACCAAGGUGAUCAAACCACAGACUUGGACUAUCAAUAUAAACUGGAUUUCAUAUUGCAAGAGAAAUGUGGUUACAUUCCAUCAGGCCCUAUCACUACAAUACAUGAGAAUGAAGUGGUCAAUUCCCAUGGGAGAAUGGGCUACAGUGAUUCGUCUGGCUCUUCAAGCUAUGCCCCCAAAUUAACCGAACCUCCAAAAUCAGUGACAUCCUUGUCUUCAAGAUCCUCCCUUUCCUCCUUGUCCCCUCCUGGUUCACCUUUGGUUUUGGAAGGUGCCUUCUCAGUGCCACCUCAAGAUUCUCCAUUGCACCACCUCACAGCAGACUUUGAGGACUGCGAUUUGCCGAAUGAUUUUGCAGGCAUUCGCCUCUGUGAGAACCAAAUGUUGUUGGACUCUGAAGCCCGGACAUCUUCUCAGUCUCUUACAGAUGAUAAAGACCUUAGUGAAAAUGUCAGACAGACCACAUCACCUUUGAGAAAUGCAGCUGUUGACUUACCAAGAAGAACUGUAAGUCACCUGCUUGAGGAGAAGGCAGGGUGCGUAUUGGCUGCAGUGUCGGAUGAGUCCAUGGCUGGAGACAGUGGUGUAUACGAAGCUUCUGUAAAACAACCAAAUGAUAGUGAAGAGGUUGCUUAUUGUGAAGAUGAUGCCACAAUUCCAGAAACGGCUCAAGUGCAGAUAGGACUCAGAUACGAUACAAACAGCUCAAGUUUUGUGAUCAUUGUGGUGCGGCUACAAAACCUACAUGCUCUUUCUGUAUCCCCUGGCUCCAAAGUGUAUUUUAGACUUGCAGUCCUCCCUUCUUCAGCUGACAUCAGCUGUCUGUUCCGCACAAAAGUCCAUCCUGCUUCUGAAACCCUUUCGUUUAAUGAGAUGUUCAGAGUUGCCAUUUCCCAAGUAUCUUUGCAUCAGAAGACUUUGAGAGUGGAUAUCUGCUCAGUUAGUAAGACUUGUCGGGAAGAAUGCCUGGCUGGAACUCAGAUAAGCUUGGCAGAUUUGUCAUUUUCAAAUGAGACUUCUACUCUGUGGUAUAACUUGCUGGCUUGCAAGCAGGUUCCGGGCAACAAGAGCAAGGAAUCAAAGGAGGAUCCUGUAUGUGUUCCAGGCAGUCAGUUAUCAGGCUCUUUGGACUUGGAUGCUGUGUCAGCACUGCUAGAAAGAACUUCAGCCGAACUGGAAGCAGUAGAGCAAGAGCUGGCGGAAGAAGAGGAAGAAGGGGAAGAAGAAAAGGAAGUUCAGGAGUCACAGAGUGCUGAGCAAGAAUGGCUAGGAAUCCUGGCAGAGACAUCCAGCAAGAUUCUGAGCAAUGAAGAGGACCAUGUGGAAGGCGCAGAGGGAAGUUCUUGUGCAGACGAUCUCUGCCCCCAGAUGGUAGAAGUGAAUGAAGUCAAGGAGAAGGAAGACGGCAGCCCUGCAGAUGUGUGUUGCAACGAGCUAGCGACAGUAUCGCCCACAUUGGUGGACAAAGAAACUAACACAGAAGAUAAGAGUGAGCGUGUGGUUGUCCGGCCCAAGGACAGAGCCAGCCUGAAGACUCAGCAGCAGCAUCCCUUUGUCAGGAACAGCAUGAUAGUCCGCUCACAAACCUUCUCUCCAGGAGAGCGGAACCAGUACAUCUGUAGGCUGAAUCGGAGUGACAGUGACAGCUCAACAUUGGCCAAAAAGUCCCUUUUUGUGAGAAAUGCCACAGAACGGCGGAGCUUGAGAAUCAAAAGGCCUGCUUGCCAGCCUAACAUACGAAGAGCAACACAAAAGCGCCCUAUCCGUACCUCCCUUGACUUGGAGCUGGAUCUCCAGGCUUCUCGGACCCGACAGAGCCGCCUAAAUGAUGAACUGCAAACACUGCGUGAACUUAAACUGAAGCUUGAAGAGAUGAAAGCAAGAGGGGAGACUGAGCUUCCUCCAUGUGUGCUGGAGGAUGAAAGAUUCCAGAAGACCUUGAAACAAGCUGAAAAACAGGCUGAACAAUCCAAGGAGGAAAAAAAGCGGGGUUUAAGCGCUGAAAAAUUGAUGAGGAAAGCUUCAAAGGAUGUAUGCCGGUUACGAGAGCAGAGCCAGAAGGUGCCACUUCAAGUACAGUCAUUUCGGGAGAAGAUUGCAUACUUUACCAGAGCAAAAAUCAGCAUACCUUCACUGCCGGCGGAUGAUGUCUAACUGUACCCCUGUCCCCAUCUCCACAAGGUGUUUUCUACUUGUUCAUCUUUUUUAUAUAUAAAGAUGAAAUAUUUUGUAGCAUAGUUACCUGGGUUUAAAGCCUCCUGUUCUACAUCACAAAUAUUGUUUGUUUUAAAAAAAACCAACAACAGUAAAUUGUAUUCCUGUAUGGGGUUUUUUAAUGCAAGGAAAAGCUCUCUUUCUUCUCCUCUGUUCAAAUCUCCCACACCAAAAAUACCAAAGUAGAUUAUUUCUGGUACACUUAUGCAAAUUUUGUACAGUUUGUAGGUAUUGCAGAUAUGCUACUAUUUUGUAAAGAUGGAUCUAAAGAACAAAGGCAGUACCAAGUAUAUCCUGUUGAACUGCACUGUGUCAAGCAAUAUUGUGUUCAGCAGGAGGUUUCUUUUCACUGUUAUUUUUGUCACAAGAGCAAACUGUGAAGAUGGCUGCUAGGCCAUGCAAUAUUUUUGUACAAAUGUGUGACUUUUUUUUAGCUAGCAAGAAACACAUUCUUCCAAAACAGCAAGGCUGCCUCAUAAGGACAGGUGCUGUUAACUUCUGUCCCUCACACUGAAAAUUUCAACUAAGAACCCUGUCUUUUUUUUUGUAUGAAGAAAGACCCAUGUGACACUGAGCUACAGGAGCGUGGUUUUGUGAAUGGACCUUGGGCUGCACACAGGUUGUUGAAUCUCCUUGCAUCUGAAAGCAGGGAAAGGUUGUGUGCGACAACCCUAUAAUCUUGAAAUGAAUUAAACUGAAUCUACCUGAGGGCAGCUGUUUUCUGAAACUGGAUUCAGGUUCAUGCAAAACAUUUAAACCUGAGGAGUCAAACACUUAAAAGAUAAAACUAACAUUUCAAUAUAAUGUGUACGUCUAGCACCAAAACCUGUAGGAUUAGUCAAGGGUAGAAAGCCCUGUGCAAUUUUCAAAAAAGUGGUUCUAGGCAAAAAUUCAUAAUUUGUCAAAGCAGCAAACAUGUUGUUGGUAUAGAAAUUUCUUCUAAAGAGACAUGUUUGCCAUUAGAGCACUUAAAAAUGUGUUUCAGUAGGUAAAAGAACAAAUACACUUUGCAAACUGAUUCCCAAGUUAAGUAUGGCACAAAAAGGAAUGAUCAUGAUUGAGGUACCUAUGGGACUAGAUUCCUGGUUUGUUUAAAUUGCUGUUUGUUUUGACAUAAAAACAAAAGACAAUAUGAAUGUGUUUAUCAAGUUUGGUACUGGGAAACAAAAAUUUCUAGUGACCUUUCUAAGCAGCGUAAUGCUACAAGUGUGCAAGUGGAUGUGUAUAUACUGGCGUAUUCUCUCUGGAGUAUUAUCUUGCGGCAAAUAGCUGCUCUUCGCUGAUGUCAUAGUACGGCUUGGCUAGCAGAAGUAAUCAUUCUGGCAGCAUUAGCUUGGCCGCUGGGGUAUCACAAUAGGACAGUCAAACUCCAGGUAGGGCCUGGAGGUCUCUCAGAAUUAUAACUGAUCUACAGGCUACAGAACUCAGGGCCCUUGGAGAAAAUGGCUGCUUUGUAGGGUGGACUGUAUGGUAUUAUACCCUGCUAAGGCCCACAUCCAACUCUUCCUUGGCUCUACCUCCGAUCUCCAGGACUUUUCCAGUUCACAAUUGGCAACCCUAGGGGGCUGAGCAGUCUAGGCCAAGAUAGCUGAUUGCUAAAGAGAACUGGAAGACCUUAGAAUUUGAAUUCUGACUUCCUGCAAUUUUGCAAAAUUACAGCUGCAGUUCUGUGCACAUGGAGAUGUGACUUCCACUGUCAUUCAUAAGACUGUACUGUAACCCAGCGAGAUUAUGCUUUAAGGGCUUUUCAGUUACACUUUGAGAGUAUAAAUUGGUUGGGUCCGCACAAGAGGAUAUACUUUCUGCUUAUAUAUGUGACACAUACAAACACACCUACAUAUGAAAUCUAAAUCAAAAACAACCUAUUUGAAUACUUUUCCUCCUGGAAAUAGCAAAAUAACAUACGGUUAGGCCCACCAAGAUGUAGCCUUUUGCUGAGAUGUAGUAGUCUCGCUGAAAGAUCUAGAAAAGAGAACUACAAUAUGUUUGUUGCCAUCUUAAGAAUAACUGGUGUAUUUUUAAAAACAUACACACCUGUGCCUUAAUUUUUUUAUAAAUUUCUCCAGGGGAUCCUUUUGUUAUGCACAAGUCUAUGUAGUUCUUCAGAUCCUGUAAACAUGCCUUUAGACCUGGAGGCAGUUAGGAAAACUAACUGCUUGAUACUUCAUGGAUACCCCAUAAUCACACAAAUGCCAUUCAUUGUGAUGAGGUCAGUCUCUAAAAGCUAAAUUAUUUAAUAUAGAAAUGAAGGUUGAUUGUCUCAGCUUCUCAGUUUGACUAUAAAAUGUUCGUAGAUUUGAUGUAUAGAGUUGUACCUUAUGAUUUAUUUAUUUUCAGUCUUAUUUAUGUUACUGUUUAAUAUAGUUCAGAUCUGGUCAUUUAAAUUUGCAGGUUUUAAAAAAACUACUGUCAGAAAGGUUGUACAGCUUUCUUGAUUCUUGAUAUUAAAUGAAUAUCAGAAGGGGACUAAAAAGGGUUGUCUCUGAUAACUCAUAGAUGUUGACAAAUAACAUUUUGGCUACUUACAAGACUUUCUCAUUUUUAAAAUCAAAGUGAUCUUCCAUGCCUUAAUAUGCCCUUUUACUACCCAAGGGUACAUCCAUACUAACUCAAGAAUACAUUUGAAAGAGUUCUGAGUUUUUCAAAUCUGGCCCAGUUUAUUCACAGUGAUGGAAUUCCUUGAUUGUUUUUUUUUAAUGUUACCAUGGAUAAAUUCCUGUAUACAGAUACCACAUUUAAUGCAAGAUGUUAUUCUUCAUGGAAUAGAAUUGUAACAAAACAGUUCUCACGAUUCCAUUAUCAGUAUAUUAGUGCAAACUGCUUAUUGAAUUUUAAGUAUUACAGGUAUAAGGCAAUAUUAUUGUUUAGCCAAAUGAAAAAAAAUAUAGCAAAUUGUUUAUAGGAUGGAAAAUCAGAUUUCAACUUUUUUUUCCUUGUUACAAUUAAGUAUAAAAUGCUCAGGACGGAACUAAAUAUUUAAUCAGGUUAUAUCUCGAAUGUCUUUCUUUGCUAAUAUUGUCUGUAAAUGUACACAUGUACAUCACUUAGAUUAACUUUCAUCUCUGCACUUUCCAUGUGUUUCAGUGAUUUGGAGAAAAAUACAUUUUUUUUAACAAA